UCUGUUGCUGAGACUAGCAGGAUAAUAUUCGACUACUUGUUCCUUAACUUGAAGACAUAUCCUUACUUAACGAUGAAAUUAGCAGAUUACCAGUAUAUAGUAAAAAAUAUACACCACUCGUGGAAUAGAAAUUGCCUCCAGGACUUGGCAAAGAAAUUUCCAGAAUAUUCAAUGGAGACUAUAGGAAGUAUUUAUUCGCAGGAAUAUCAGAAAAAGAUGAAAAAGACCCAUUUUAAGCAUUAUACCCAGCAUAUUACAGAAGAGUAUUAUGACAGGUACCAAAUAGCCAUAGGACAGGGUCAGGAACAAGUGUUAGUGAAAAUGUCAGAGGAGGUGGACCUUUCACCUAUUCUUCUGGCUAGAAUUGUCCUGGAAAGACAUUUAGCUCACACAGUGUAUGGUGGAGAAAAUGUGCCAAAAAGUGUACUUAGUCAACAGUUGAAAGAUCCCAGUUUAAUAGAAGAUGCCGUGCUGGCCAAUGAAGUCAGUCUGUGUCUUCUCAUGGAUGAUAAUUAUGGUCAUUAUGUGGACACUAUAAAACACUCAGUCGGUCAUGAAUAUGAGCUGCUGCUUAAGGAAAAAGUGGAAGAAAAAGGUCUAGCUUAUUUAGGUGAAGAUCAGCUGAGAAUUAGAGGAUAUGACAAGACUCCAGACACAAAGCUAGAGGUGCCAAUAGCUGUAGAUGGCCAUGUUGUAAAUUGGAUUGAAAGUAAAGCAUCAUUUGGAGAUGAAGACAGUCAUAAGGGAUAUCUAAAAGACCAGUUUUGGAGUUACUGGAACAGAUUUGGGCCUGGAUUGGUUAUCUACUGGUUUGGUUUCAUUGAUGAACUGGACACAAACAGGGACAAGGGCAUCCUACUCAUGGACCACUUUCCAGAGAAUAUAGUAUACAUGAACCCUAAAAUAGUGUCUAGGGCACAGUCUGUAACUUGAGUUUUGUAACUUGAGAAUUGGCUUUUCAUUUUUUCAUAUCACCACAUAAAAUGCAAAUGCUGUACCUGAAGAUGCAGCAUGUACCAGAAAGAAAAAAGAAUGUACCUGGCCUGUAGCCAGGGUAGGGUUUAGAGCAAAUCACCUUUCUUGCUGCUGUGGGCAAAAAUUGAUAUAGAUACAAUGUUUUAGUGGUAAAAGGUCCGCUUCUUUUCUGAAAAAGACCCCUCCCCUUCAAAUUUGCUGGCUAGUAGCCUAGGCUCCGUAUUUCGAAAGGUUUGUUAUGUUGCGCAUGUGCGCAAGUGUCUCAAUUCCAUGGCCCCGUAUCUCGAAAUAGAAUCGGUUAUGGAAUCGAGACGCUUGAGCACGUGUGCAACAUAGCGAACCUUUCGAGAUACGGAGCCCUGGUUUUCCAGGCUGUCUACUAAAGUGGGUGCCAUUCCUGUAAACAGAUACAGCAUGCACUAGUAUUUUGUCAAGGCAGUCACACCUAGCAUGUAGCACUAAAGAAAUAUUACCCAUACACAGACAAAUGCAAGGUCUUCAUAAGAAUUAUGUUGUAUACUCAGGCACACAUUGGUGUUCACUCCCUUACUCUGAGGGAGAUACAGUGUUUUAAGCAUGUUCAAAAAAACAAUUUCAAACCCAUCUUGUAUCUUCAUUUUAAUAUUUUGAUAUGCUGGAAAUGGGAUGGUAUCUUUAUUUUAAUAUGCUGGAAACGGGAUGGUGUCUUCAUUUUGAUAUGCUGGAAACGGGGUGAUUUCAUGCAUUCAAAGUUGUGUGUAUAACUGGUGUCACAUGAUACUCAUACAUGUCUUUAUGCUAGGUGUGACAGAGCCUGCACUUAGGGCAUGUGGUAUCAGUAUAUUAUAGUCCGGAGAAUCACCAAAAAUUACAAUACGCUUAGCAAUUUCUUGUUCAGAUUUUUGUCAUAACAUUGACAGAUGUUGAAAACUUAUUAAUAAAUAUUGAAAAUUUGUCACAGGUUGUCAGUUACAUUAAGGUUGAUGAUAUAUACUUCAUUUCUAUUCAAGGUCACCAGCUGACUGACAGUGAGGUACUGUUGUCCUCCCAGUUGUAUCAUUUUAGACCUUUUGGUCCAAAGAAAAAAUGUGGUGUAAGAUCAGACGUGUAUUUUUAACACCAAAAAAGAUUAUUGUAGACGUAUCAAAAUAAGUUUUUCAGUUGCAGUGUGACAGUGUCAAAAUAUAUAUGAAUACUGGUCAGAAUUGGAAAAUAUUUUAUUUUGAAAUUUUGCAAUGAAAAAACUGAAGUGUUAGGCUUGGGAAACGAUGCCUUUUUGACAUUGCAUAGUAUUCACAGUGUCAUAAUAAAAAAAAAAAAAAAAAA
Molecule: messenger RNA, 2280 nt
Organism: Lingula anatina
Lineage: Eukaryota; Metazoa; Brachiopoda; Lingulata; Lingulida; Lingulidae
Product: CDAN1-interacting nuclease 1
Source: RefSeq, a predicted model, not a curated record